AGAGCCACCGCCCGCGAGCCCAGAGCCAGCGGGGGCUGGAGGGCGGCCAGGGCGCGUCCCGAAGCCCGACGCCGAGCUCGCCACCUCGGUUUCUCGCGGCCCAGAGGGAUGCUAGCAGGGCCCACCAAGCCGGUGACUUGGGAGUCAGAACGUUAGGUAGCUCGAGCAACCGGCAAGUAAGCGCCAGCCAGGGAGCAGGACACAACCCACACCAGCGCAGGCAGGGCGAGGUCCGCACGUACUGACGGCGCCGGGCGCGGGGCUGGCGCGGCGCAGCCGCAAGGGAGCCCCGCCGUGUCGUAAAAGGGCCGUACGUGAGCGGCGCAGCUCUGGAGGACGGUGGGGUCUCAUCUCGGACGCCGUGUCGGCGGUGCGGAGUGGGGCCAACCUGUUGCUCGUCACGGCGAGCUCGGCCCACGGGUUAGCGUUCGCUGCCAGCCGGCCGGCCUCUCAGAGGCGGUGACCGGGCCGCGGGGGCGGCGCGAUGCGAACCGCGGAAGCGGACGAGGGGCGGGAGCCCGAGAGGCCUUGUGACCGCACCCCAAGCCCCGCGCGCCCGGAGGUCGCCGCCCUCGAGCGCGAGCGCGUGCGCGCGCACCUGCGGGCCCGCCGGACGCUGCUGGAGGUGGCGAACCUGCUGGACGAGCUGCAGAGCGAGGUGGACACCUCGGCCGAGGGUAUCCGGGGCCCCGGCCGCUGCGCGGCCGGCGAAGCGGAGGAGCGGGUGCUGCAGCUGUGCGAGAAGGCGGAGAGGAAGGCCGCCGAGGCCGCGCUGGUGGGGCGGAGGAUCGUAGAGCUCCACCGGCAGAUAGACCGCUGCGGGUGCUCCUGAAGGAUGCGGGGGCGGAGGCUUGAGGUCAGAGUUCUGCAAGACAGAAGACAUUGCCUGGCUGCAGCUGCUGAAAGGAGAGCCCAGACCGGCCAAGGAUGUGGAUGCCGCUGCUUUGGAUCAGAUUGAGAAGCCCCUGGAGGGUUGUUGGGCAUGGAGAGCGGUGGGGUCUGCAUUUUCACAUUCUGUAGUCUGUCAGAUCAAAGGAGGAGAGUUGUGUUCUUUUCAUUUUUGUUUGCUUGUUUCUUUUUUUCAGAAAUGUAGUUUUUCUGUGGCAUGUUAACUGGUGCACAUCUUGUAACCUGUCUGGUGAGUAACCUAGAAUAAGGGAUGAGUUCUAGGUACUGUGUGUAUUGGCUGACUUUGGGGUACACUUUUUUUAUGUAAUCAUGCAUUUCAGGAGCUUCUCUGCCACAGCUGCCUGUGACAUGUGCAUGGCCUGGAGGGUUUGGGGAGGGGAGCAUGGGUCUGACCUUGGCAGGCCCCAGAAUGAUAGCAGGUAGCUUCUUCCAGGCUGAGAUGAUAUCCAGCCUUGGUCCUCACAGGCUGAGACCAGAGCUCUAGCUUUCUUUGAUAAUGUUCAGUUACCUGGAAAAACAAAUGCUGAAAGCCAGUUUUUAGAACCCUUGUGCAAAUAACCAAAGCCAUUGACUUGGCUAAGAAAAGGUGAGAGGAAUAAAUUCUUUUCAGAGUAAAAA
Mustela lutreola (European mink) is the source of this 1527-nucleotide messenger RNA. RefSeq names its product Morf4 family associated protein 1 like 2 (gene MRFAP1L2). Lineage: Eukaryota; Metazoa; Chordata; Mammalia; Carnivora; Mustelidae. The coding region runs from base 485 to 832 and encodes 115 amino acids. The transcript has 2 exons. The record is from RefSeq and is a predicted model, not a curated record.